AUUGUAAAUCGCCCUGACUUGAAUGAAGAUUAUACAACGGCUUACAUGGUAGGGGGGCUGCGAGGCACAAAGGAGAGAGGUAUUCUAGACCAUCAAUCACUGGCAGCACCAACAGUCAUUCGUAAUAGAUUAAGUUGGACACAGGUAGGCUUUAGUUAAUUGUGAAACUAAAUUUUGACCAAAAUUAACAAAUAAAUAAACAUAUACUUUUCUGUAUUAAAUAUAUAUAAAAAAUGAACACAAAAAGUGCACAACUGGCCCAAUUUGGCCGUGACUUUGGAGAGGCACUUGACAAGAGCAAGGCCCAGGACCUGCAUUCAGAGAGUCUAUUAUGUAGCCGGACAGCAGAGAGAAAUGAAUGUGCACGCCUAAAUCGGUGCAUCCCGACAAGCUCAUUGGAGAUGCUGUCGCCUGCGUGUCGGGGGGCUGAAAGGCUACUUUAUUGAAGUUUCUUGGGGCAACACUGAGGAGGCGAGUUCACUUUGCGGCCACAUUUUCUGUCCCAUUAGCUUCAUUUCAGCCGGGUUGGCCGACCUUUUCCACCCUUUGACCCGGCCCUCUCACUCAACGUGUACCUUCUGUGUGCACCCUCGUAGGUAAGCCGCCAGGGCACUUGUUUGCUUUCAUUGUGGGGUUGAAGUUGUAUUGACGUGGUAGCAGGCAAUCUGAAUGGGUUACCCUUGCUCAGUACGGGGUGACCCAAAGGACCGGUGAACUCUCGGGCACUCUUAGGACUGCUUGGCCUUCACAGGGGGCUCGCUUCUCGGGGGGACUGCGAACCUAAAGUCGUACUUCUGCGCUGACUUGUCUACAGGUCAGGCGCGGUAUGAUGGAGGUUUCAGUAGAAGAUGAUGAGAAGCCUGGAGACGGAGGCGUCGUGGCUCCUUCGGCGAGAAGUUGCUCGAGCGUCGUCCCAUGCGCCGGGCUAUUGGAGGACGGCCCCACGUGACUACGGGGUUCACACGCACUGCCAGACUAUUAAAUACGUGGCGGGUGCUCUACAGUGGAGCCUGGUGACCCCAACCAAGCGGGGCCCGGUGAAGGCCACGAGUGGGACCAUGUUUUCGCUCAGAAACCCAAUUCAAGCCAAAACACGUUUGGGAUUGGACCCCACCACUGCAUGGCAGGCUGACUUGUUAAAAACCAAUGGAACAAGUGCUAAAGACCUUCUCUUCAAGACGUUGUACCCGUGGAUGGGCGAGAGGCAACCUUCUUCCAUCCCCAACUUCUGCCAAUCAGGUGCGGCGGUGUUGAACAGCGACGAGGCCUGUUCUCCGCAGAGGGUGAGGAAGAGUGACAGCCGCUCUGGCAGGAAGCGUUCCCGGGCAGCUUUCACCUCCUCUCAGCUGCUGGAGCUGGAGAAGGAGUUCCACUUCAGCGCUUACCUGUGUCGCCCAAGGCGGCUCGAGAUGGCCUCGCUGCUGAAGCUCACCGACCGACAGAUUAAAAUCUGGUUCCAAAAUCGACGCAUGAAGUACAAGAAGGAUCACAAGGGCAAGGUGACGGCAUGGCCAUCCUACUCUAGCCAGGGGAUGAGUGCCUCGUCUCCGGCGGACGUUGGUGCUUCAGCAGGAGAUAUCAAAGCUUCAGAUAAACUUCAGUUCUUUCACCAUCGACAACCAACAUCAGUGAACUUCACUCAAAACCACUACAGUGAACCAUCAUACAAAGACUGGCUCCUGCUCACAAAACCAACUCCAACACCAGUUCAUCUGGACUUCAGCAGUGUUCCUCAGCCAACCUCCAGACCCAGUGACUCGCCCUUAGCUUCUGUCCCUGACCUCUGUCUCCACAAGCAAGACGAGAGACGUCUCCUGGUUCCUCCCGCACCCUCAUACCAAUGAUUCAACCAGUCCUCAGUGUGGUACAUUCCUGUUCAUGGUCCACCACUCCUUCAGCUGUAUCUUCUCCUGACAGUUUACCCAUGCCCAUGCCAUAGUCUGAUUAAAUGAGCCUCCCCAGCUGCCAGCACUUUGAGGAGAGGCAGGAUUUGUUGCCCUCAGAAGCUGAUUUACAGGCAGAACGUUGACUUAGAAGAACCACAGAGCCAAGUUCACUGUCAUGGGCGACGGUCCAAAGGAGAAUUACAUGUUAUCAGCCAAUAUGCAGCAAAGCAGGGAGGGUUUUCCUCAGCGGAUAAGCUGCAAGCAGACUCUGUGAAAAGAGCCGAGAUUUAUUGCACAUGGAUUCAGGCCCACUUCUGAGAGUUUAUCUACCGAGCGCAGAAAACAGCAUGUUUAAAAAAGCAUAAGAAUCCUCCUAACGUUAACAAGUGCAUUCAUUUUUUAACUUUAAUGGGAAAACAGGCAAGAUGAUGCAUCGUCUGAGGCUCGUCUCAACCCGUAUUUAUGAUCUCUGAAAGUAGAAAGUAGUGUUAUGAGAGUUUACCUUUUUGUUUAAUGAUGCUGGUUCUGCUGGUAUAAAAGCUUGAAGGCACUUUUGAGUUUGAGAAGAACUUUCGGCAGCUGGAAUCAAUUUUGGAUACUUUUUUGUUUGGAUGUUUUUGAGUUAUUCAAAAUGUUAAAAAAAAAACGAGCAGAAGGAGGCAUGCAUGCUUUGUCACAGAUUUAAUUUCAUUUCUGCAUUGAUUGAUUACUUUUCCAUUAUUGUACCAUUUAUUCCCCUUUAUUCUGUUCUUAAACUGAUUAGUUUGACACACAUAUUACCAACACGCUUACCUCUUUAUCUAUAUUAUUGCAAUCCUAAUAGAUGAAUGUAGUCGAUAUAAUUAAUAGAUAGGUAGAUAUUUCAUUUAGCAUUUUAAUUAAUUCAAUUCUGUGAAUGGUGGAAAUCUGAACAGAAACUACCUCAAGUGUUCAUUACAGGUGCAUAUUUUUUAGAAAUAGUUGGCAAAUAGUUGUUUUUUGUUGUUUAAAUGUUGUUCAAUCUGUGUUUUGUGUUCUUUGUUCUCUGUUUAAAAGCAAUAACAAAAAAUCUGAAUAAACUGAACAAAUGCAUGAAUCAAAAUCCA
Messenger RNA from Astyanax mexicanus (Mexican tetra), 2971 nucleotides. Its product is annotated as homeobox protein Hox-C5-like. The record is from RefSeq and is a predicted model, not a curated record. Gene Ontology annotation, biological process: regulation of transcription by RNA polymerase II. Gene Ontology annotation, cellular component: nucleus. Gene Ontology annotation, molecular function: RNA polymerase II cis-regulatory region sequence-specific DNA binding; DNA-binding transcription factor activity, RNA polymerase II-specific. NCBI's taxonomy places the organism in Eukaryota, Metazoa, Chordata, Actinopteri, Characiformes, Acestrorhamphidae.